Molecule: messenger RNA, 1563 nt
Organism: Lycium ferocissimum
Lineage: Eukaryota; Viridiplantae; Streptophyta; Magnoliopsida; Solanales; Solanaceae
Product: F-box/LRR-repeat protein 3-like
Exons: 2
Coding region: 1-1563 (520 amino acids)
Biological process (GO): SCF-dependent proteasomal ubiquitin-dependent protein catabolic process
Cellular component (GO): SCF ubiquitin ligase complex
Molecular function (GO): protein binding
Source: RefSeq, a predicted model, not a curated record
AUGGCGAAGGGGCGCAAAGUCUUGCUUGACGAAUGCUGGGAACUGAUAUUCAAUCGUCUCCAUCACCAAUCUGACUUGGAAUCAUUUUCAUUGGUUUGCAAAUCGUUUCUUGCUCUCACCAAUCGUCUACGCCUUCAUUUGCCUGUCAUCGGCUCCACUCUGCUCAUCCAUGGUACCAUAUCCAAACUCGUUCACCGAUUUCCGAAUCAUAAUUCUAUUGAUCUCAGUAAUUUCAAAGGUGAACUUGAUCCUGUUCUUGUUGAUCUCGCCAGUUCCAUCUCAUAUACAUCCAAUCUUGAACAACUUGAUAUCUCGGAUCACAAAAGAUUACCCAUUAAGGGGUUGAAGGAAUUGGGGCGGAAAUUAAAGGGUUUGAGGGUUUUAAAAUGUAGCUAUCUCACUUUAUUACGUGACACUGAUUUGUAUGUUAUAGCAGAGUUAUUUCCGUUUUUGGAAGAGCUAGAUAUUAGCUAUCCUGGUACGAAUCAUACUUGCGGUUCUAGAUAUAUUCCUGCAGACGCUAGCUAUUUGACCAUGACUGAUUCUGGGAUUGAGGUUUUGUCGGGGAAUCAUUUGAUUACUGAUAGGUCCCUUCUUGCACUUUCUAUGAAUUGCUUGAAUUUAGAAGGCAUUGAGGUGGAGGAUUGCGCUUUGAUAACUUUAAAAGGGAUCCUUUUGAUGCUGCGUACUUGUGCUGCUUUGAGUUACAUUUCAAUGUCCGGAAUGGCCAUUCUUGGAUCAAGCUCUGAUUUUGAAUGUUUGGCUACUUCUAGUCGAUCUUUACAGACACUCGAGGUUUCCCACUCUUUUAUUACGGAUGAAUUCCUCUUCUUGGUGGCUAAGGCUUCUCUCCUUUAUUUUUUGACUGAUGAGUCUAUGAAUGGUUUAUCCCAAUAUCUACAAUGUCUUGAUACCAUUGGUCUCAGCGAUUGUGUGAAAUUGACCAUUUCUACGUUCUUCACGCUUGCAAGAAAUUGCCCUUCACUAGAAGAGGUUUACAUGGAAAAUACUAGUAUUGGGAUGAAAAAGGGUUGUUUUCCUAAUGUUGUGAAGAACCCGAGAAUCUGUGCUGUUAAUUUGGCCGAUAACUUGUCCCUGGAUGACGAUGCUCUCACAAAAGUUGCUUCAAUGUGCCCCACCAUGGAGAUUCUUGAUGUGUCAUCCUGUACUAGUCUUACGGGGGCUGGUAUUGCUUCUGCUCUUGAGAUGUGCAAUCAGAUAAGGAAGUUGCAAUUUGAUGACUGUCCAUUGACUACACAUAUCGGAAAAGGUGCAGAAUUACCUAAUCUUGAGGCUAUUAGUGCAGCUGGUUCAGCAUUAAAUGAUGAAGGCCUGGCCAUGAUUGGGAGCAGAUGUUCUCGCCUGGUGAAAUUAAACUUGGAGAACUGUAAAGAAGUGACAGCAGAGGGCAUACAGGCAAUGAUGAAAAAUUGUAGAUCAUUGAGAAAGAUAAACUUGAAGAAGUGUCCUCAAGUUAGUAUCAAUUUUCUAAGUAGUUUGGUGGUUUCGUCUGCAUCACUAACGAGAGUUAUUCCGCCGUGUUGCUCUGCUUUUAGUGAUUAG